ACUCACACGGCUUGCUUCGCGUUCCCUUCGGCUCAGCUGCUCCUGAAGCAGGCAAUCUCGGCAGGAAUUUUGUCUCCAGGAUUUGGGUUUUUGAAGCCUGCCCUGGCACCACUUCUCUCUCUCCAAGUAGAAUUAGUUGGUGCUUUACACAAAAGAAGAUUUUUUUUUCAAGCCCUGAGUGGAGCCCGAUGUUGGGCUAAGCAGGAGAUCUGUGGUGGACAGUGGAUGGUUUGGUCACUCAGGACCAAGAUGUGGCAGCUCAUUGUGGUGGCCUGGCUUCUCCAAGGACUCGCAGACUCCAGGCUCAUUGGGCCCAAGGCUGUGGACCCCGAGGCAUUUAUGAACAUCAGUGAGAUAAUCCAGCACCAUGGCUACCCCUGGGAGGAGUAUGAGGUCACCACAGAAGACGGCUACAUCCUGACUGUCAACAGGAUUCCUUGGGGCAAAGACCUUCCAGAGGACCCAGGGCCAAGGCCAGUGGUGUUACUGCAACACGGUUUGCUUGGUGAUGCAAGCAACUGGAUCCUGAAUCUUCCUAACAACAGCCUGGGCUUCAUCCUGGCCGAUGCGGGUUAUGAUGUGUGGAUGGGGAACAGCCGAGGAAACACCUGGUCCUGCAAACACAAGACCCUCACGGUCGACCAAGAUGAGUUUUGGGCUUUCAGUUAUGAUGAGAUGGCUAGGUUUGACCUUCCAGCAGUGAUAAACUUUAUUUUGCAGAAAACGGGCCAGGAAAAAGUAUUUUAUGUCGGCUACUCACAAGGAACCACAAUGGCCUUCAUAGCAUUUUCCACAAUGCCUGAGCUGGCCCAGAGAAUCAAAAUGUAUUUUGCUUUAGCUCCGAUCACCUCGGUUAAACACUCGAAAAGCCCUGGCACCAAGUUCUUGCUGCUGCCAGAGAUAAUGAUCAAGAGCGUGUUUGGCAAAAAGGAAUUUCUUCACCAACACAAGUUCCUCCGGCCGUUCUUCAUCCACCUCUGUGGCCAGGCCAUUCUGGACCAGCUCUGCAGCAACAUUAUCCUGCUCCUAGGAGGAUUCAACACCAACAAUCUGAACAUGAGCCGAGCCAACGUCUACGUCGCCCACACCCCGGCUGGAACAUCUGUACAGAACAUCCUGCAUUGGAGCCAGACAGUGAAUUCUGGAGCGCUCCAAGCAUAUGACUGGGGAAGUGAAACCAAAAAUCUGGAGAAAUGCAAUCAGCCAACUCCUGUGAGGUACCAGAUUAAAGACAUGACUGUCCCCAUAGCAAUGUGGUCAGGAGGUCAGGACUGGCUUUCAGACCCUGAUGAUGUCAGCAUCUUGGUCACUCAAGUGACCAACCUUGUCUACCAUAAGACCAUCCCGGAGUGGGCCCACACAGACUUCAUCUGGGGACUGGAUGCGCCACAGCAGUUGUACCAGGAGAUCAUUGAGAUGAUGAAACAGAAGGACAUGAGCCUCUCCCUGGAAAACGCUGGAAUGUGCCCAAUGGAGAUGCUCUGACGUGGAGAAGCCCCAGGUCCAUGGGGAACUAUGGAUGGGAGUAGGGGGGUUGUAAGAAAAGAGGGGAAGGGGACUUAGCCGAAGUCUACUUUCCUUGAUGAUUUUCUUAAUUUGACACUAGAACUGACAUGAGUACUUCUUUUAUGUUAAUAAAAUUAUCAUUCGUCUUGGGGGAAAACAUAGGGAUCCUUGAACUGUGUUAUAUUCACCUGUCUGGAAAGUGUGGCUGCUCAAAGCAGCCUGAAGGAAGAAUCAAAAGGAUCAGCUGGACUGGGGCUGAAAGAGUCUAUACCAUUGCCUCAAUUAUCCAGAUAUUUUAGGGCAAAAGGGCCUGGGGGUCCUGAGUCAGAGGCAGGUAGCAACUGGUUUAACAGAUCUGUCUCUAUGGAAAAGUGCUCAUUCUGACCAAAUCUGUACAUUGAGAACAUCAGAUCA
Messenger RNA from Vombatus ursinus (common wombat), 1920 nucleotides. Its product is annotated as lipase member M-like. NCBI's taxonomy places the organism in Eukaryota, Metazoa, Chordata, Mammalia, Diprotodontia, Vombatidae. Gene Ontology annotation, molecular function: hydrolase activity, acting on ester bonds. Bases 226 to 1485 code for a protein of 419 amino acids. The record is from RefSeq and is a predicted model, not a curated record. The transcript has 9 exons.